Molecule: messenger RNA, 1203 nt
Organism: Parnassius mnemosyne (clouded apollo)
Lineage: Eukaryota; Metazoa; Arthropoda; Insecta; Lepidoptera; Papilionidae
Source: the annotation of a GenBank genome assembly
AUGAAAAAUUACGAUAUUUUACGAUUAUUCUGCCAAAAAAUUUAUUUUGUUGGUUCCGGAAAUUUUUGGUAUGAAAAGGGAAUCGGCGACGACAAUAGUUUACUUUAUAUAAUUUACAGCACUAUUUUAUUCUUUAUGUAUGGAUCUAUGACACUGCUUGAAAUUUUGGCCGCUUUGUUUGGAGAAUUUCCAGAAGAUGAAAAACACGACUCAAUAGCAUUUGCAGUAAGCCACACUGUUGUAAUGAUAAAGAUACUUUCUGUUAUUUUAAAUAAACGACUGAUUAGAAAAUUGAAUUUUGAUAUGGUACGUGUUUGUAAGAACUAUGAGGAGAAGUCAUUACAGGACGAAAAAUAUCGCAUUAUUAAAAUUAACGUUAUUGCAUACUUUGCUACAGUCUACGGUUCAGCGAUCUGUUUUAUUGGAGAAGGUUUAAGGAAAAUGUUCGAAGGAUCUCAUUUUGUCACCGUAGUGACUUAUUAUCCUUCAUUUGAAGAUGAUUCUUUCCAAGCAGUACUUUUUAGAAUUUAUAACACCAUCGUACUAUUUUUGAUGAUGAUGACAAUGAUAGUAUCAGUUGAUACUUUUACUAUGGUUAAUCUUAUAAUGUUUAAAUAUAAGAUAAUUACAUUACGACAAUAUUUUGAAAAACUAAACGACGACUUUGAUAAGCUUAAUGAAACUGGCGACACGAGAUUAGCUGCAGACACAUUAAAAAAUGGUUUAAUUGAAGGUUUUAAAAUGCACGUGGAGUUAAUAAGAAUUUUAAAGGUUAUUGACGAAGCAUUUGGGAUUGUGAUGGCAUUACAACUAUGUCAAAGUUCCGGUUCAGCUGUAGCGCUGCUACUCCAGAUCGCACUCUCCGAAAAAUUAACGUUUGUAGCAAACUUAAAAAUAAUUUUCUUCGUUUUUGCCCUGUUUUUCUUGUUAGGACUUUUCCUAUGCAACGCGGGAGAAAUAACAUAUCAGGCUACGCUGUUAGCGGAUUCAAUAUUUUAUUGCGGUUGGCACGCGUGUCCUGCGCAAUAUAAACCUGGUGGACAAAAGAUAGGGCAACUUGUGUUACUGGCUUAUACUCAAGCGCAGAAACCAUUGGUUAUGAAAGCUUUUAAAAUGGUCGAGCUUACGUAUAGCACCUUUUUAUUGGUUAUAAAGGGAACAUAUUCAGUGUUUGCCUUAAUUUAUGCACAAAGUAGUGAAUGA